AAGAAACAUGCAUAAACGUACUAACUUCGACUGAUCCACUGUGCGCAAAACAUCACAGUAAAAGAACAUGACGUCUGAGGGCGCGAUGUUGACGUCCGCAGCAGCGAUGGCGACGAGACGGAAGCCGUCGUGGAGAGAGAGGGAGAACAAUAGGAGGAGGGAGAGGAAAAGAAGAGCUGUAGCGGCGAAGAUUUAUAACGGUCUCAGAGCUCAAGGUAACUUCAAUCUUCCCAGGCAUUGUGACAACAAUGAAGUGCUUAAAGCUCUUUGUUCUGAAGCUGGUUGGGUGGUCGAAGAGGACGGAACCACUUAUCGCAAGGGACAUAAGCCUCUUCCUGAUGACAUGGCUGGAUCAUCUUCUCGUGCCACUGCUUACUCUUCUUAUAACCAAAGUCCUUUUGAAAGUCCCAUACUUUCUUACCAAGCCAGCCCGUCAUCUUCUUCAUUCCCGAGCCCUCGUGGUGGCGACACACACAACAUCUCCACCAUUUUUCCUUUCCUCAGGAACGGUGGGAUUAAUCCUUCAUCGCUUCCUCCACUUAGAAUCUCAAACAGUGCUCCUGUCACUCCACCUGUCUCAUCACCAACUUCAAGAAACCCCAAGCCAUUACCAACUUGGGAGUCUCUUACCAAACAGGCCAUGGCCAAUGCUGCUAGACAAUCAGUGUCAUCUUUUAACUACCCGUUCUACGCUGUAUCUGCACCAACGAGCCCCACUCAUCAUCGCCAGUUCAAUGCCCCGGCUACUAUACCCGAAUGUGAUGAGUCUGACUCUUCCACUACUGAUUCAGGUCAUUGGAUAAGCUUUCAGAAGUUCUCACAACAGCAGUUCCGAGGCGGUUUUGCAGUACCGCCCUCUCCUACCUUUAAUCUAGUGAAGCCCCCCUUACCACAACAAUUAUCUUCAAACAUUGCAGCAGCGCAAGAGAUUGGUAGCCAAGUGAAGCCAUGGGAAGGGGAGAGGAUCCAUGAUGUGGCUAUGGAGGAUCUUGAGCUCACACUUGGAAACUCUAAAGGUCGUAGUUGAGAUGAAGAACAAAAGAAUCCGUUGUGCCAUGUUGAAACGAAAAAGGAUUUGAGUAUCAGUGAGUGUGUUUCAAAAGCAUUAUUUGUAGAUAUAAUAUGUGUUGUAAGAUGUAUGUUUCUAUUAUCAUUCCUUUUAGAUCUUGUAAAACAUUACAAAUAUUUUAUUAUUAAUUGUCUUCAACUGGAACAUAUA
This is a messenger RNA of Brassica rapa (field mustard), 1219 nucleotides long. RefSeq names its product protein BRASSINAZOLE-RESISTANT 2. Gene Ontology annotation, molecular function: DNA-binding transcription factor activity. Gene Ontology annotation, biological process: DNA-templated transcription; brassinosteroid mediated signaling pathway. The record is from RefSeq and is a predicted model, not a curated record. NCBI's taxonomy places the organism in Eukaryota, Viridiplantae, Streptophyta, Magnoliopsida, Brassicales, Brassicaceae.